Molecule: messenger RNA, 1068 nt
Organism: Tetrahymena thermophila SB210
Lineage: Eukaryota; Ciliophora; Oligohymenophorea; Hymenostomatida; Tetrahymenidae
Product: cell surface immobilization antigen
Exons: 1
Source: RefSeq, a predicted model, not a curated record
AUGAUUAAAUAAUUAAUUACUCUUUCACUCGCAGUUACAAUCAUAUUUGCUGCUGUAGGUUCAGAUGUUUAGUGUAAUACUAAUGAUUAAUCUUCAUGUGGUUUAUCUGGUGGUAGCACUUGGACUGCAGGAACUGGAAAUGGCAGAUCAAAAAUAUCUGAAUGCAAUGACAUUGAUGGUAGCUUAACCAAUGUUUAUGACACUAUAUAUUCAUCUUGUCCUGUUAGUUCUAAAAUCUAUGCUAAUAGUGCAAAAAAUGGUUGUUAGACUACUCCGGCUAUUCCAGGAGCAGUUGUUCUAUGUUAGAAAUCUUGUACAUGUACUACCUGCUGUACAAUUUCACCAGCUUUUGUAUGGUCUGUACCAAAUGGUGAUACAAAUAAUUGCAUUAUCAUAUCAUGCUUAGCUGCAUCUUUCCUGCUAGUAAUUUAGUUGAUAAUUUUUGCAAAUUAUGUAAUGUGGUGGUGCUAAAGGAACUUAUGCUAAUUCUAAUAAUACAUCUUGUGUUGCAAGUUCAACUACAUGCUAGAUAGAGCUCAAGUACCUCUGGUUCGACAUUUCCAUAUUGUAAUAUUUGUAAUACAGGCACUGCCACUCCAACACUAUUAUAUGCUAAAGCAGAUUCAUCAACCUAUUAAUCCACUAUAAGUCUUUAAGAUAAUAAUGUCUGUCCCAUGUCAAAAUUCUGGCUUUUGUACUAACUGUGGUAGUUUCACUAAUUUCGCAUUCAUUCCAUCAUAAGCUGAUGCUUAAAAUCGUUAUGUUAAAUCUUGCUUAGCUGCUUCUGUGCUUGCAAGUGGUUUGAAUGAUUACUUCUGUGGUUCAUGUAAUUUUACUAACAAAUUUUCAAAUGCUUAUGGAAACGCUUGUGUAAAUUCAACAAAAGUUGCACUAUAAAUUCUGGUUGGGCUGACUCAAAUUGUAUAAAUAUGUAAUGUUAGUGGUGCUAAUUCUGCAAAUCAAUAUGCCGCUGCAGAUUCAAAGUCAUGCAUUUCUACUAAACCUAUUAAAUAAUCAUCUUCAGUUAUUGUUUUUUCAGGUUUAAUAGUUGCUUCUUUACUUAUUUGA